Messenger RNA from Prunus armeniaca (apricot), 672 nucleotides. NCBI's taxonomy places the organism in Eukaryota, Viridiplantae, Streptophyta, Magnoliopsida, Rosales, Rosaceae. The record is from the annotation of a GenBank genome assembly.
AUGAGUGCUGGUGGUGGUAAUCAGAUGAUCUCUGUUGUUCCGGAUGAGCUCAAAUUCCAAUUUGAGCUGGAGAAGCAAAGCUUUUGUGAUCUAAAAGUUGUCAACAACACAGAACACCAUGUUGCUUUUAAGGUUAAAACCACUUCACCUAAGAAGUACUUUGUACGACCCAACACUGGUGUUAUACAGGCUUGGGACUCAUGUGUCAUCAGAGUCACCCUUCAAGCCCAACGAGAAUAUCCUCCAGAUAUGCAGUGCAAAGAUAAAUUUCUCCUACAGAGUACAACAGUGCCUCCAAAUACUGAUGUUGAUGACCUCCCGCAAGAUACUUUCACCAAGGAAAGUGGAAGGGCAUUAGAGGAGUGCAAGCUUAGAGUUGUGUAUAUGACUCCUGGUUUAGCUCAAGGAAACUCAGAAGACGAAGCUUUAAGGAGCUCCAUGCACGGUCUUGAUACUAAUUCUAAUCAGGCUUUCCAGCGCCUGAAGGAUGAAAGAGAUGCAGCUGUUAGACAAACACAGCAACUUCAACAGGAACUGGAUAUACUGAAGAGGCGAAGAUUUCGGAAAGGCGACCCAGGCUUCUCCUUCACCUUUGCAAUUUUUGUGGGACUCAUUGGACUCAUGGUUGGCUUCCUCUUGAACCUUUCAUUAUCUUCACCAUCUACAGAAUGA